Molecule: messenger RNA, 687 nt
Organism: Brassicogethes aeneus
Lineage: Eukaryota; Metazoa; Arthropoda; Insecta; Coleoptera; Nitidulidae
Source: the annotation of a GenBank genome assembly
GAGGUUGGUAGCUUUUCGUCACUUGUUCUGUCACAUGAUAAAUACUGCCUUCGGUAAAAAUCAAUUUAUUCGUAAAUUCCAGUAAUUUAAACUCAGUUUAAUAUUAAUACAAAAAAAUGGCAAUCUGUGGCCCCAAAUUAUCCUUAUGCGGUUUAAUAAUCAGCGUUUGGGGCGUUAUACAACUGGUUUUCAUGGGAAUAUUCUACUAUUUUCAUUCGGUGGCCCUUGCUGAAGAUCUCCCCGAGUUUGAGCAACCUGAUACCAAAAACGUUGAUGAAUAUUUAAAAGCAUUUUAUGCUGACAUUGAUAAGGGCUACACCCAGAAUGCCUACAAUUGUUGGAUUGCCGCCCUGUUGUAUCUUGUCACCAUGUUCGUGUCUGCACAUCAAUUCUGGGCCAACAACCGUUCAUCCCUAAGUGUUUAAAGUAGAUCAAAUCUUUUGUUUUGACCAUUAUUUAGUAUUUUGUCGUUUUGACAUUCCUGUACAUUGUAUAUUUUUAAGUUAAAAUCAAUUGUAGGUAUAAGCAUUAAAAGAUGUAUGAUAAUUAUUGUACAUAUAAAUUAAAACCUCACAAAAUAUUUAUUUUUUAUUGUUAAAUUUUGUUAGUAUGCCAAGGUUGUUUAAUAAAAACAGCUUUUGGGUUGUUUAUAAAUAAUUUUUAAUGUGGAAAAUAAAAACUUUACAA